AUGGGAGGAUUUCAGUACUACAAGAACAUGAAAUCUUGGGAUAAAGAUCAAUUCUUCAAAUACACCCGAAUGACCGUUGCUGCUUUUGAGAAACUCUUGCAAAAAAUAAAACACCACAUAGAAAGACAAUUAAGAUCUGAUGGAAUCUCCCCAGAGGAAAGAUUGGUGAUAACACUGCAAUAUUUAUCUCAGGGCACAAGCAUGCAAGCUUUGGUUUGGAAUUUUCAUGUUGGACAUGCAACUGUUCACUGCAUUGUGAAUGAAACUUGCCAGGUACUAUGGAAUGUUCUUAGUCCUAUUUAUUUAAAAAGUCCUAACACUGAAAAAGAGUGGAAAGAUAUUAGUGAUGGUUUUUGGAGUAGGUGGAACUUUCCAAAUUGCAUAGGGGCCCUGGAUGGGAAGCACAUCAAUAUUAAAGCACCGGCUAAAAGUGGUUCAUUGUAUUUUAACUACAAAAAAAACUUUAGCAUUGUGCUUUUGGCAGCCUGUGAUAGUGCAUAUAAAUUUACAUUAGUGGACAUUGGUGCUUAUGGUUCUAGCAGUGAUGGGGGUGUUUUUAAAAAUAGUGUGUUUGGACAAAGGUUAGAGGAGGAUGACAUGUAUGUACCCAAAAACAGCAAUUUGCCAUUUUCAAAUGUUCAAAUGCCUUAUUUUUUUGUGGCUGAUGAGGCAUUUCCUCUAAAAAAAGUUAUAAUGAGGCCAUAUCCAGGAAAAAAUUUAUCAAGAAUACAAAGAAUUUUCAAUUAUCGGUUGUCAAGGGCACGUCAGCUAAUUGAAAACACUUUUGGAAUUUUUGCAGCACGUUGGCGAAUUUUAAAAACCAACAUAAAUGCAAAAGUAGAAAAUGUUGACAAUAUUGUCAAGGCAGUGGUUGUUCUUCACAACUAUUGCCAAACAGAGCUGUCACAUGACUACUGUCCACCAAACUAUGUUGACACCGAAGGAAUGACAAAUGGAGGUUGGAGAGAUGAGCAGACUCCUCUAACUUCUGUUGGUAGAUUAUCUACUAAUGUGUCCCGUAGAGAGUUCUACGAAAAUAGAAACAUUUUAGCUGACUAUUUGGUUUCAGAUGUGGGAAAAGUUUCUUGGCAGGAACAAAUUAUUGACAGUGGCUUAUUAUUAAAUUAA
Molecule: messenger RNA, 1128 nt
Organism: Sitophilus oryzae (rice weevil)
Lineage: Eukaryota; Metazoa; Arthropoda; Insecta; Coleoptera; Curculionidae
Product: protein ALP1-like
Exons: 2
Coding region: 1-1128 (375 amino acids)
Source: RefSeq, a predicted model, not a curated record